AUGGCGACCACUGAUAGCCCAACGAAUGGCGUGAAACCCAUCAAUGUCGAUAAGGCCAACGGAUAUCAUACGGAAACCAACGGCACAUACCUCAACGGCCACAAUGGCUCAACUCCUAGACACAAUGGCUUCUCGCCUGCCUCCACAGACUCACGUCCUCAAACAGCAUCCUCACGUUCAUACCAAGAAGAACCCCCAUCCAACGGAAUCAGAUACAGCAAAUCCCAUAGAAUCCCAACAUUCGGCAUUCACGAAGAGGAUAAUGGUCCUAGGUCGAGGGGCUACGCCAAUAUUCGCACAUAUGCUGACGAUGCCCGGAGACAGUACCCCCGCAUCUCGAAGCCCGUAGAGUUGAUGCGCAGCAGUUAUGACUGUGUUGUCAUCGGCUCGGGCUACGGUGGUGCUGUUGCUGCAUCCCGCCUUGCUCGCUGCAAAGAUGCGAACGGGAAGCGUCAGUCUGUCUGUGUACUGGAACGAGGCCAGGAGAAGUGGCCCGGUGAAUAUCCCACUGGAGUUCUUGACGCAUUUGACGAGGUCCACGUUUCGGGCGAAUUCGCUCCUGGUUGGCUUCCAAGUACUACCGUUGAAAGUGGUGACCCAACGGGCAUGUAUCACCUGAUAUUUGGAAAGGGGCUGAACGCCAUCGUCGGCAAUGGCCUGGGAGGAACCAGUCUGAUGAACGCCAACGUCUUCCUCGAGGCGAACGAAGCCACGUUGUCUAUGCCUAUUUGGCCGAAGGCCAUUAGGGAGGAUCCCGGGGGUCUGAAGAAAUUCUACCAGAGAGCCAGGGAGGUUCUCGAGCCCACUGAAUACCCAGACGACUGGCCCGAACUUCCCAAAGUGAACCUCUUCAAGAAACAAGCAGCUGCUCUUGGCCUUGCGAACAAAUUCAAAAUGGUCCCACAGACAACCAGAUUCCGCAACGGUCCUAACAGCACUGGUGUGGAGAUGUCCCCGUCAGCUCUGACCGGCCAGGACUGUACCGGUGUCAACGAUGGCUCUAAGACUACUACCUUGGUGACCUACCUGGCUGAUGCCUGGAACUGGGGCGCAGAGAUGUUCUGUGAGAGCGAGGUUCGGUACAUUAAGAAGGCCGACCCCAAGGUUGGUGGUUAUCUCAUAUUCUUCGCCUGGCAUGGCCGCAACAGGGGUCAUUUCAGAGCGAACCUACAUGGAGACUUGAUGUGGGUUCACGCCAAAGAGUGCGUCUUCUUGGGCGCUGGUGCUAUUGGCAGUACCGAGAUUCUUCUCCGCAGCAAGGAGAUGGGCCUAUCAAUGAGUCCUCGCGUUGGCGAGAACAUGAGCGGCAAUGGCGACAUGCUGGCUUUCGGAUACAACAUGGACGAAGAGGCGAACGCAAUUGGAAAGCCCUUUCCCAGUCCGUAUAACCCAAUCGGCCCCACGAUUAACUCCAUCAUCGAUGACCGAGAGGGGCAUGAGAACCCUCUCGAUGGAUACGUGAUCCAGGAGGGUGCGAUCCCCCGGUCUUUGACACCGUUCCUCCAGACCCUGUUGGAGAUGAUGCCUGGCAGCAUCGAGGCCACCGGAGAGUCGUUCCAGGAGAAAGUGCGCUCCGCCUUGGCCCGGUAUUCGAGCCACUUGUUCGGCGCCUACCGUCAGGGCGGAUCAAUGGACAAUACCCAGGUCUACCUGGUCAUGUCCCAUGACAGUAGCCAGGCAAUGCUUACCCUCAAGGAUGAUAAGCCGGUUCUCGAGUUCCUGGGUGUUGGGCGUAGCGAUCACGUCCGGAAGCUCAACGAUUUGUUGGCCAAGGCUACCCAGGCUGUUGGCGGAACGUUCGUCAACAACCCGUUCCACGCCUUGAUGGGCGGCCAACAGGUGACGGUGCACCCUAUCGGUGGAGCAUGCAUGGCUCGAGAUGAUACAGGUGCCACCGGCGUCACGAAUGAUGUCGGCGAGGUAUUCGCUGGGGAUGAAGACGAAACCCAUCCCGGUCUGAUUGUUACCGAUGCUUCUGUCAUCCCUGGCGCCAUUGGUGUCAACCCGUUCGCCACCAUCACGGCUCUCGCUGAACGUUCGGUCGAUGCCUAUAUCCACAGAAAGAACCUCAUGAUCCAUCCCAACAAGAAUGGUAUUCUGGACCUCUUCGGCGAGCCUAAGUUUGCACCCAACAAUACCCAGGACACAGAAGAGCUCGACAUGGAGUGCAAGAAGAUCCAUGAAGCGAAGUCGUUGAUACAUCAUGCCAGCAGGUCAAAGGCAGGAGGCUUUGGCUUCACCGAAGUCAUGUCGGGAUUCGUCCACCGCGAUGAUGGGCUCUUAGCCGACAAGCGCGCCACUUAUGAGCUGGCCUACCGAACGGCCAAGAGCCUUUGCGAGAGUGCGAGGUUCUUCCUCAGUGUUCAGGCCUUCAACACCAAGUCCAUGAUCAAGGAGCCGGAUCACUCGGCCAUGCUUACAGGCACCUUCGUCUGCCCGACCAUCCGCGGGUCUCCGUUCAUGGUUCAGCGGGGUGACUUCAACCUCUUCAUCCUCGACCAGAAGGCCCCUGGAACUCGGAACAUGACCUACGACUUCGACCUGCGAGGUGUCAACGGCGAGAAGUAUCACUUCCAUGGAUACAAGGUUGUCGAUUCCUCGGUCGCACUGGCUCCGUUCCAGUUCUGGAAGGCUACCAGCACCCUCUAUGUUACCAUCUCCGAGCCGAGUCGCAACUUGGAGGCCAUUGAGGACUGUGAUGAGCCAUGGCGUCUCGGAAAGGUCAUCGCGAAGGGCAUCAUGCACAUCCAGCCUGCCGACUUCGUUUCUCAGAUCAUGACCAUGACGCCGACUGGGAGCAGUCUCAUCAAGAAGGCCUACAGCGCGGCGAGCUUCUUGACCUACUUCACUCGCAAGUCGUUGUCUCUCUUCCUGGCGCCAUUUACGCCUUUGCAAUAUCCCAGCGUCACCUACAACGGCUAUGUCAACGACACGCCUCCGACAUCAUCCUUUGUCAUUGUCGCUCGCGACGGCGUCAAGACGCGAAUGCACAUGUGGGAGCCGACCAACCCGGACAUCGAGCCCAAGAACCUCUUCAUGAUCCCGGGUGCCGCGGUGGACCACCAGAUUUACGCUUUGCCGACAAUCAAGUACAACGCGGUCAACUACUUCACCCGCGCUGGGUACCGCGUCUUCAUUGCAGUCCACCGCAUCGGCCAACUGAUGGUGGCCCAGAACAACUGGACGACCUACGACGCUCGGCUCGACUUGCAGGCCUGCCUGGAGUACAUCCGCGAGAAGUACUCCGAAGGCAACUCCAAGCACAACAAGGUCUACUGCAUCGCCCACUGCAUGGGAAGCGUCGCCUUCUCCUGCGGUCUUCUUGACGGCACCAUCCCCGCGAACUGGGUCCACGGCAUCACCGGCAGCCAGGUCUUUAUGAACCCCAUCUGGACCACCCUCAACAUGGCCAAGGUCAUGGCGGGCCCCAUCCCCCUCGACAAGAUGUACAAGAUGGUCCUCGGCAACUGGUUCUCCUGCAGCACGGCCAAGGACGACAGCUUGCUUCAGCGGGCCCUCAACGAGGUGCUGCGGCUGUACCCCGAGGAGAGAAAAGAGAUAUGCAACAACGCCAGCUGUCACCGCUGCACGCUCGUCUUCGGCCGUUGCUGGAACCACAGCAACCUCAACGAGGCGACGCACAGGCAGAUCGACCGCUUCUUCGGCGGCGUCAACAUGACGCAGCUGCAUCUCCUCAUGAAGCAAGGAUCCGAGGGCUACGUCAUGACAAACGGCCCGCUGUUCCGGCCGCUCACGACGACGGAGAACAUCCGCCGGCUCCGCGGCAUCCCCGUCAUGCUCUUUGUGGGACGCGACAACGCCGUGCUGACCCCCGAGGCGACGGAGCGGACGUACGAGAUCCUGUGCGACACGUUCGGGUCCCACGGUGGAGGCAGCCAGAAGGGCCUGCAGUAUCGUCGUCGCGUCGUACCCGGGUACGGACACCUGGACUGCUGGAUGGGCCGCAACGCGUGGAAGGACGUGUACCCCUUUGUCAGGGAGGAGGUCGACCGCGUCGUUCGCGGCGAGGACUACCACUUUGUCGACCCCGACGACAAGUUUUCCCGCAUGGUGGAAAGUGGAGAGCUGCUGUACUAG
This is a messenger RNA of Colletotrichum spaethianum, 4098 nucleotides long. Its product is annotated as cholesterol oxidase. Gene Ontology annotation, molecular function: oxidoreductase activity, acting on CH-OH group of donors; flavin adenine dinucleotide binding. Lineage: Eukaryota; Fungi; Ascomycota; Sordariomycetes; Glomerellales; Glomerellaceae. The record is from RefSeq and is a predicted model, not a curated record. The transcript has 5 exons. Bases 1 to 4098 code for a protein of 1365 amino acids.